Messenger RNA from Plasmodium coatneyi, 2853 nucleotides. RefSeq lists its product as uncharacterized. The record is from RefSeq and is a predicted model, not a curated record. The transcript has 9 exons. NCBI's taxonomy places the organism in Eukaryota, Apicomplexa, Aconoidasida, Haemosporida, Plasmodiidae. The coding region runs from base 1 to 2853 and encodes 950 amino acids.
AUGGAAGUCGCCAAACUGAAGGAAGUAAAAAGGGAAGCGAGCACAGGGAGGAGGAUGAUAAUAUCUCCCGCCGAAGUAGAGGAAGAAGAAAUAGGAAGUAUGCCCGUACGUGUAAGAACCCAAUCGAAGGGGAAACAAACUUUUACCAAGAGGGAGGACGACACAGACGUGUCACAUGGUAAGAGUAGUAACAUGAAAAAACUGUUUAACGGAAUUAUAGGAAGCCAAAUGAAGCAUGCAAAGAGUGUUAUCGAAGGAGUGAAGGAACACCUAAGGUGCACAGCAAAGGAAGCAUCCAAAAAUAUGAACUACCCCUUCUGUAAGUCUCCUUGUAACAUUGAGGACCUUAAAAACACCAUCUACAUAAACGAAGGGGAAAUCAUCAUUAGGAAAAACGCGUAUAAAAAUUUAUUCAGUAGUAGGAGCAGGGGUGAAAACAGGGAGGAAGACACACCUGACUUGAAAAAGAACCCAAAUGAAGACAUUUUUUCUUGCAACAAUAGAGACAUAACUUUUAGGGGGACGCACAACUUUGGCUUCCACGUCGAGCUCUCCUGUCAAAACGAAAAAAAUAAAAUUAUCGCCUAUGCGUACGAUACGGAUAGUAGGAAAAGGAUUCCUUGUGUUUACCGGUGGACACGCAUCUACUGUGAUAAGAGGUGUAACAUGGUUAGUCGCAGUUUUGCCGACUCGGGUGUCGCUGCAAAUGGUAGCAGCGUUGAAACGGUUGACACGGUUGGCACGGUUGGUGGUUCUCCAGAUGGGGGAAGCCCCCCUGAGGUAGCCCAAUAUGGCAGCGAGUACGAGUUAACCUGUGAUGACAUAGGACUCAAAAUUUGCGUUGAGUGUUCCUACGUUAAUGGUGGACAGGUGAAGGAAGGCACCCGGUGUAGGUAUCCUCAGAACAACGCGUGCACGUCGGUAGGAAGUUGGCACGAAAGCGAUGGGAGUGUCGAUAGUAAAUUUGCUGACCAGUCACGUUGCAGUGACGUUCAGCUGUAUAACGACGUUUCCUCGUUUAAGAAUAGCUUCACGGAUAGUAAUGACAGAGAUGGAUCAGGCAUGCAUUCACAUGACAUAAGUGCGUUCCGACGUGGAGAUCGAAGCAGUGGUCCGUCCCGCUCGUCCAGUCGAGUCCCUCCCGCGACCACCAACCAUUAUACGAGUAGGAUAAGCGAAAGAGGAGACCUCCACAUGAUGAAGAAAGAGCCCUUCACUUUGGAUCCAUACGAAUCAUCCCUGAAGGAAAAAGAUUUCAUCUGUGCGCCCCCCAAAACGAGUGACCACCAUCCGUCGAAUAGCUUUCCCCCCAAUGGGAAAUACUCAGGAGUGGCAGUGGCCGAAGUGGGACCAUUCAGUCUGAACGAAAAAACGAAAAAGAUGCUCCAAACGGUUAUCCAGAAUGAUAUUAUAAGGUAUCCAAUAUAUGUUCUCCGGAAGAGCAUCAAAGUGGAUGAUAAUGUUGCGAAUCCUUACGAAAGAGACCCAAAUAAUUUCCUCCCUACAAGUGCAAAGCAGAGAGUAAAACAUUUCGACGCGUAUAACGACUGCACCAGUGUAGAUGAACACAGCCUCAGCUCAAACGUGGACAGUGAACAGGACGACCACCUAUACAUGCUUCACAUUCACAAAAAUGAGAUAAAACUUGUAAGUCAAAAUAACGUUACAACACACAUGUGGAAUUACAAAUUUAGUGAUGUCUAUCCUUAUGUGGAGUUUUUACGCCGUGCGAAUAGCUGCAACGAGGAGUUUUUUCUCCACACCAGCGAUGAGGAAUACUAUGUCUGUAAAUGCCUGCACAAAAGGCACCGAGAUUUAAUUGCCAUAAUACUAAGGUACAUGCACGCAAAUUUGCACAUACUCAACGAUUACAUUUUUAACAACAUAAACGAAAGGUUUGAAAAUAAAAGAGCCAAAAAUAUUUUUGACAACGUGGAUGUAAACUCCAUCCUGGAAAAUGUGAACAGAGAGCUCCUCACGCAUCGAAAACUCAACCACAAGUUGGUGCAGAAGAUUAAGAAGCUACGUGGAGAGAAAAAUAUACUCGAGGAGGACCUUAAGAAUACUAUUGAGGCGUUCCAGGCUCAGCUUGACACCGUGAAGCGGUUCAAAGAUGAAAACGAACUAAUCAAAACGAAUGAACACCUGAUGAAGGAAAUAAAGCUAUUACAGGAUAAGUACAAAAAUGUGGACUUGUUUUUUAAGAAUAAGUACAAGCUCCUACUGAACGACAUCGAACGGUAUAAAAAGUUGAUCGACGAGAGAAAGACAAAGGCCAUCUCCCACGAAGCAGAAACGCUAAGGGUCAAAUUGGAAGCCGUGGAGCAGGAAAAGAACGAGCUGCGAAGAGAGACCAUUAAAAUGAAUAGCUAUUACGAGGAAGAGAAAAGAAGCAAAACGGAGCUGCAAAAUCGGUUGGAGGAUCUGCGUUUGAAGAUGGAAAGUCUGAACAAGUCCCUGGAGGAAGAAAAAAGCAAAGGAAAAAGCGCCUCCGGAUGCAUGAAGGAAAUAGAAGAACUGAGAAAAAACAACCUAAUUCUACAACAGAAAAAUAUAGCUAUAUCGGAUCAGGUGAACCUCCUCGUCACGGAAAAAAACAGACUCUCCAAGAUGGUUGACUCGCUCACCAAGGACAUUGAGAAGGCCAAAACGAACGGAGGUCUUCGAAGCGCGGACAGUCAGAAGAAAGGCCCUAAGCCCCUCCCCAGUGAUGCCCCCAACCAAAGCACGAGCUCCCCCAGCGAGGAAGACAACCACCAGAAGCUACUAAAAGAAGUCGCAUCCCUACGAGGAGAAAACGAGCUUUUAAAAAAAAGAAUUAAAAAGUUUGCCAAAUUUAAUUCCAUGGCUUGA